AGACACUUUUCUUCGAUCAGGUGAUGUAAAAUAACACUUCCAAAAAAAGGCAAUAUUGACUUUACCUUUUAAUUAACUUUCCAUCACGAGAUUUCUCUGAAAUAAGAAAGUUCUGCAAAAACUAAAAUAAAUUUAUCAUCUAGAAAUCACCUUGAAAAUCCAAAAUGUCUUUCGCCAAAGAGAUAACCUAAAAAAAUAAGUUAAAAUUAACCAUCAGCUCUACAGAAAGUAAUUUCCUUGAAGGCUGAGUGCCAAAUAAGGAAGAUAAUCUUGGCAAGAAUCUUCCUCGGCGUAAAAGAAAGAAAAAUCUCUCUGCUAAAAUUCUGAAAAAAUGGGAUCAGAGCAGAGUUCUCAAACCGGAAAUGCUCAAGGUUCCGAGGGGACUCGAGCCAGAAUGGCCCAGCUUCGAAGGGGAAAAAGCGUUCCAAACCGGGAGACAGUUCCAGCUGAAACGCCGCCGAGAGCAACAAGUCCAGGUCCCAGUAUCUGUUCCGAUUCCGAUUUGCCCUACAUAUCAUACACAGUCAACAGACCAAUUGGCGAUUCUCCGAAGAUGACCAACAAAUCCCAACUCGCGAGAGGCAAAAGUGUCGGACAGGAAGUGACGAGGCGGAAAUCCAAUGCAGGGAACCUGGGCCAACGAAAGCUCCACAACAUCGUGGUUGUCAAGCCAGCAAUUUCUGAUCCAACUGCUGACAAGGACCCGGACCUGGUGAAGCUUCAAAGCAUUCCUAUGUUCCUGCCAAUUAUGCGAGGGACUCUGAACCUUCCUCCGGGUGUCCGCGACCCGGAAGUCUUGGAAAGACUGGAUCCGAUUGGACUCUUCAAUCUCUGCGCGAGGUAUCAGCAUCAUUUGAACAACAGCGCUCAACUUGUGGCUGGUGAGCAGCUUGCCUUGUGCACCAGUGUCGACGCGGAAAUUGUGAGACUCGUAGCAAUUGCUACUGAGCGGCAGAAAAAAUUUUCCAAAUUCGCGGAACAGUUGACGAAAGUUCAUGAGUUGAGUAGACAGCUGACAAAGUGUCAUGUGCAGCUCAAUCAGACUCUGGAGAGUUUGGAGAUGUUGAAUAAUUUGCUGCCGAUUGAUGAGAGGCUGGAGCCUUUCGUCUGGACCACGGGAUGAAAUUAUUAGUAUUAUUACUGGGAUUUGGAUUCUUUCAGAGGUUUCUUUUCACUGAUUUAAGAAUUAGCGAUUUUUUUUACUUCAAGGUAUUUUUAAUUUAAAUAAUUCUAGUCCAGUGAACUUUUUUUUUCAGAUUUCUAGUGACGUUAGAUUUUUUAUUAUCAAUAAUUGAUCAUCUACGAGGGGUGUUCAAAAAGUAAGUUUCCCUAGUCCGCCGUUUUGCCCCAGCCCCAUCUAGCGAGCUGGGACUGAACAUAGUUUCAGUUUAGGAUAUACCGAUAAGAGCGGAAGCGGUC
Belonocnema kinseyi is the source of this 1419-nucleotide messenger RNA. It is a transcript of the gene BORCS5, whose product is annotated as BLOC-1-related complex subunit 5. Gene Ontology annotation, cellular component: synaptic vesicle membrane; cytoplasmic side of lysosomal membrane; BORC complex. The coding region runs from base 332 to 1123 and encodes 263 amino acids. Gene Ontology annotation, biological process: organelle transport along microtubule; lysosome localization; positive regulation of anterograde synaptic vesicle transport. The record is from RefSeq and is a predicted model, not a curated record. The transcript has 2 exons. NCBI's taxonomy places the organism in Eukaryota, Metazoa, Arthropoda, Insecta, Hymenoptera, Cynipidae.